This is a messenger RNA of Trypanosoma conorhini, 408 nucleotides long. RefSeq names its product nuclear transport factor 2 protein(NFT2). The record is from RefSeq and is a predicted model, not a curated record. Gene Ontology annotation, cellular component: nuclear pore central transport channel. The coding region runs from base 1 to 408 and encodes 135 amino acids. The transcript has a single exon. Gene Ontology annotation, biological process: nucleocytoplasmic transport. NCBI's taxonomy places the organism in Eukaryota, Euglenozoa, Kinetoplastea, Trypanosomatida, Trypanosomatidae.
AUGACGGAGUACGCGGACUGCACGGAGGUGUCGAAGAAGGCGCUGGAGUUCCGGCAGCAGUUUUACCAGCUGCUGGACGACCCGAACAAGCGGCCGGAGAUCGUCAACUUGUACGCCCCCGGAACGCCGCUGCUGUGCGAGUGGAACGGCCACUCGCUGCCGGACGCCGCCUCCAUCUCGGCGUACCUCAGCGGCCUGCCCAGGACGAGCCACAAGAUAGACUGCGUAGACGCCCAGCCACUGCCCGGAAACGAGCAGGCGGAUUCAUUUCUCAUGACGGUGCACGGCAUCGUGACGUACGACGAUGAGCACAAGCGAGAGUUCUUUCAGCGUCUCGUUAUUCGCAAGGUGGAUGGGCGCUACUACAUCGUCAACGACUACUACCGCUGGCUCAGUGAGAAGGAGUGA